Molecule: messenger RNA, 2050 nt
Organism: Magnolia sinica
Lineage: Eukaryota; Viridiplantae; Streptophyta; Magnoliopsida; Magnoliales; Magnoliaceae
Product: cytochrome P450 89A2-like
Exons: 1
Coding region: 393-1916 (507 amino acids)
Cellular component (GO): membrane
Molecular function (GO): oxidoreductase activity, acting on paired donors, with incorporation or reduction of molecular oxygen, NAD(P)H as one donor, and incorporation of one atom of oxygen; iron ion binding; heme binding
Source: RefSeq, a predicted model, not a curated record
AAAAAACAAUUCAUGUUAGGUACAGACCUACUAAAUUAUUCAACGUUAGGUGUUCAAUCCUCACGUACUGUUUGCUGUGGUGUGGUCCGCUUGAGUUUUGGAUAUGCCCAAAAUCUUCUUCUUUUUUUUUUGGCUUAUGGCAGUAAAAUGAGCUGGCAAAAUGGAUGGACAGCGUAAAACACAUACAACGUGAUGUGGCCCACUGAGCUUUUCCACAGCGGACGGUAGAGUCACUAUCCAAUCUGAGUCUGAAAAAAUCAUCGGUCCUUUUAGGUGGACCACACCCCAUGUAAAGUAAUCCAGCCGACCAACGUCUGAAGAAAGAAAUAACAACACCUGCAACAAGCCACACAUUGUACACCUCACACAAGCAACAACACCAGCAGUUCUACAUGAAGAUGUGGUUACUCAUCUUCCUCUCCAUCUCUUUCUCCAUAGCUUUGAAAUUCCUUCUCUCCAACCUCUUCCAAAAACCAAACACCAAGAAGAAGAAACUCCCACCUGGCCCACCCACCAUACCUUUAUUGGGCAACCUCCUAUGGCUGAGCAACUCCCCAUUCAAUAUCGAGCCCAUCCUCCGGGACCUCCACGCCAAGUACGGCCCCAUCAUCACCCUCCAUGUCGGCCCAUGGCCAACCAUCUUCAUCGCUGACCACUCCCUUGCCCACGAAGCACUCAUCCAGAAGGGAUCCAUCUUCUCCGACCGGCCGCCUGCCACGGUGCCAGUCCGUGUCACUAUUAGCAACCAAUAUAACAUUGGUUCUGCUGGAUACGGCCCACUAUGGCGCCUCCUUCACCGUAAUCUCAUGUCGGAAAUCCUCCUUCCUUCACAUGUGAAGUCUUACGCUCAGGACCGCAAGUGGGUACUUGAGAUUUUGAUCAAACAGCUCCGAUACCAAGCUGAUGCAGGCAAGCCUGUCUGUGUUGGGGAGAGCUUCAAGAACACUAUGUUCUUCUUGCUCUUGCUCAUGUGCUUUGGCCACAGGCUAGAUGAAAGCGUUGUGAAAAAAAUUGAAGACAUACAGCAACAGUUGACCAUGAUCUUGCUUAGCUUCAACAUUUUCGCCUUCCUACCGAAGCUAGUAAAUAUCUUAUUCAGCAAGCAGUGGAACAGGCUCUUAGAGAUCCACCACAAGCAAGAACAGCUCUUCAUCCCUCUAAUAAGAGCUUGUCGAGAUCGUAAAGGAGAUGAUCAAGAUGAGAAGAGCUUUGUGUUUUCCUACGUAGACUCGCUUCUCGCUCUCGAGCUUCCUGAAGAGGGAGGGAGGAAGCUCACCGAAGGUGAGAUGGUGAGCCUUUGCUCAGAAUUUCUAGCCGCAGGCACUGACACGACCUCAUCUUCGUUGCAAUGGAUCAUGGCGAACCUUGUGAAGCACCAGGACAUACAAUCGAAGCUGGCAGAAGAGAUUGAAGCAGUCGUUGGGAAGGAGCGAGAAAUAAGAGAGGAUGAUCUGGAGAAGAUGCCAUAUCUGAAGGCCGUGAUCAUGGAGGGGCUGCGGAGGCACCUGCCGGGCCACUUCCUGCUGCCUCAUGCUGUGUCAGAAGAAGUAACAUUGAGUGGGUACCUCAUACCGAAGAACACGACAAUCAAUUUCCCUGUGGCUGAGAUGGGCCUUAACAAGGAGGUAUGGGAGGAUCCGACGGAAUUCCGACCUGAGAGGUUCUUGGAUGGUGGCGAGGUCGUCGACAUAACAGGGAGUAGGGAGAUAAAGAUGAUGCCUUUCGGGGCAGGAAGACGGAUAUGCCCUGCACUUGGUCUGGCUAUGCUGGUUCUGGAGUAUUUUGUGGCAAAUCUGGUGAGGGAAUUUGAAUGGAAGGCAAAGGAGGGAGAAGAUGUUGAUUUAAGUGAGAAGAAUGAAUUUAUUAUUGUUAUGAAGAAUCCAGUGGAGGUGAAGAUCAUUUCAAGGAGAAAGUAAAGAUUGGAAAUUGAUAUUUGGACGAUGUUAUGUGUGUAAUUAACUACUCUACUUUUACUUCUUGUAUUUGUCACCUGUUCUACUUCUAUAUCAAAUAUUACAUGGCUAGCUAUGAUAAGGCUUUUUUAUUUUUA